This is a messenger RNA of Camponotus floridanus (Florida carpenter ant), 634 nucleotides long. RefSeq lists its product as uncharacterized. NCBI's taxonomy places the organism in Eukaryota, Metazoa, Arthropoda, Insecta, Hymenoptera, Formicidae. The record is from RefSeq and is a predicted model, not a curated record. Bases 1 to 627 code for a protein of 208 amino acids. The transcript has 3 exons.
AUGAAUAACAAUGAAUUUAGUGGAAAUUUUAAAAGAAAAAUUAUUAAUCAAUAUACGCAAGCUUGCAGUACAGUCAGCGCGAUGAAUGUCGAUGAUAUAGAUUAUAAUAGCGAACUCCAUCAGAUGGAAAGAAAGAUUGAGCAUUACAAAUUGAAAUUGCGCGAUUCUCGUGAAAAGUAUGAAAAUAUGGAAACAAAAAUUUGCAAUGUGAGGCAAUUACAAAGUAAAGCGUUAUUCGUAUUAAAUAACGUACAACCGAUGGAAGAGGAUCUUCACGAGCGUUUAAAAAAUAUACAUUUAAAUUAUGAGACGUGUACGGAAAAAUUGGGUGGUUACGAAGAUUUGGAAGAGACAGUUCGCGCAAAGAUAAACGAAUUGACGAUACAGAGAGACGCACUGAUGAAAGAGUUAGCGCAAUUAAAGAAAAACGCCGACGAUAACAAUAAAAAGCUUAUCCGCGUAAAGGCUAUGAUUAUGGAACAAGAAGAAAAGAACGCGAUAUUGCUUCAAGAUUUAAAGGAAAAAUCCGAAAACGGUGUAUCUAUUUCACCGAAUAUAAAAAAACGAAUAAAUAUUGUUUUAGAAGAUACAUUGGAAAAUAAAUCGAAGCGACGAUUUAUAAUAUAAUAGAGCA